Sporothrix brasiliensis 5110 is the source of this 1008-nucleotide messenger RNA. RefSeq names its product peroxisomal 2,4-dienoyl-CoA reductase. Gene Ontology annotation, molecular function: 2,4-dienoyl-CoA reductase (NADPH) activity. The record is from RefSeq and is a predicted model, not a curated record. The transcript is spliced from 2 exons. Gene Ontology annotation, biological process: fatty acid catabolic process. Bases 1 to 1008 code for a protein of 335 amino acids. Lineage: Eukaryota; Fungi; Ascomycota; Sordariomycetes; Ophiostomatales; Ophiostomataceae.
AUGGGCAGCAAGCAACCGCAUGAGUUUAUCAGCCCCGUGUGGCGCGAUGGCAUCUUCAACGGCCGCGUCGUAUUCGUGACGGGCGGUGCCGGCGACAUCUGCAGUGCCCAGACCCGCGCGCUCGUCCAUCUCGGGGCCAACGCCUGCAUCAUCGGCCGCAACGCGCAAAAGACCGAGGCGGCCGCGCUCGACAUUGCCAAGGUGCGGCAAGGCGCGCGCGUCCUCGACAUCGGCAACGUCGACGUGCGCAGCUACGACAGCCUCAAGGCGGCGGCGGACCGGUGCGUGCGCGAGCUGGGCAGCAUCGACUUUGUGAUUGCGGGCGCGGCGGGCAACUUUGUGUCCCCGCUGGCGGGGCUGUCGCCCAACGCCUUCAAGGCGGUCAUGGACAUUGACACGCUGGGCACCUUUAACACGAUGAAGGCCACCAUCGACUAUCUGGUGGACUCGGCCGGCCGGCACCUGAGCCCGAACCCCGAGAACGCGCCGCCGGGCGGCCGGUUCCUGGCCAUCUCGGCCACGUUCCACUACACGGGGCUGCCGCUGCAGUCGCACGUGUCGGCGGCCAAGGCGGGCGUGGACUCGAUUGUCGGGUCGGUGGCGCUCGAGUACGGCCCGCGGGGCGUCAUGGCCAACGUGAUCGCGCCGGGCCCCAUUGAGGGCACCGAGGGCAUGAACCGGCUCGCGAGCCCGGACGCCGUGGCCGCGGACGCCCAGCAGGCGGACUCGCUGCAGCUGCGGCCGGGCCUCCGCGGCGGCUCGCCCGGCAUCCCGAGCGGCCGCUGGGGCACGGUGCGCGACAUUGCCGACGCCACGGUGUACCUGUUCAGCGCGUCGGGCGACAAUGUCAACGGCCACGUGCUGGUCGUGGACGGCGGCGCAUGGCGGCGGCAGGGCGGCUCGCUGGGCGUCGGUCUGGACCCGGGCAUGCAGUACCCGGCGUACCUGCUGUCGGGCGACGUGUCAACAAAGGUCAAGGACGGGCGGAAGCAGCCGAGCAAGCUGUAG